AUGCAAUUUCUGGUCAUAGUGUCAUCCGUUCUUGGGUGGACGUAUUUUGCACUAUGGAGCUUCUCCUUCUAUCCUCCGAUCUUGCUGAACAUCAAAUUGAAGUCUGUGGAAGGUAUCUCACUCGAUUUUCUCUACCUCAACACACUUGGGUACAUUUGCUACACGAUAUCAACAGUGCUCCUCUAUUACAAUCACACAAUUCGGGAGCAAUAUGCUGCACGUCAUUCUGAUCCUUCGGGUGUUAAACAUUACCCACUCGUCCGUCUCAACGACGUGUGGUUUGGCAUUCACGGUUGCUUCCUCACCCUCCUGACACUCAGUCAAGUGUACUUUUGGGGCUUUAGUCGAUCACCACUACAGCGGUUGUCCAAAUGGGGCCUAUCAUUGCUAAUCUUCGGUAUCGGAAUAUCACUCGGAACGGCGCUUCUUGUGUAUCUGUUCGGCAAUUCGGACCCCAGCAUUGGACUACAAUGGUUGGAUGUUACAUAUGUCACAGGAUCCGUCAAGGUUCUCAUGAGCACCAGUAAAUACUUCCCGCAACUUCUAUGGAACUUCCGACGUAAGUCCACGAAGGGAUGGUCAAUUGUUUCCAUUUUGUGUGAUUUCGGAGGAGGCAUUUUAUCGUUGGCACAGCUAAUCUUGGAUGGUUAUAUCAAUCACGAUUAUGAGGGUAUCUUCAAGAAUGUGCCAAAGCUUCUAUUAUCAUUGGUAAGUAUUGAUUUCUACCGAGACCUGCAGAGCUCUCUCAACUAA
Yarrowia lipolytica CLIB122 is the source of this 753-nucleotide messenger RNA. The record is from RefSeq and is a predicted model, not a curated record. NCBI's taxonomy places the organism in Eukaryota, Fungi, Ascomycota, Dipodascomycetes, Dipodascales.